GUUCUGCCACACAGUGUGUAAACACACAACUGGUUCUGCCACACAGUGUGUAAACACACAACUGGUUCUGCCACACAGUGUGUAAACACACAACUGGUUCUGCCACACAGUGUGUAAACACACAACUGGUUCUGCCACACAGUGUGUAAACACACAACUGGUUCUGCCACACAGUGUGUAAACACACAACUGGUUCUGCCACACAGUGUGUAAACACACAACUGGUUCUGCCACACAGUGUGUAAACACACAACUGGUUCUGCCACACAGUGUGUAAACACACAACUGGUUCUGCCACACAGUGUGUAAACACACAACUGGUUCUGCCACACAGUGUGUAAACACACAACUGGUUCUGCCACACAGUGUGUAAACACACAACUGGUUCUACCACACAGUGUGUAAACACACAACUGGUUCUGCCACACAGUGUGUAAACACACAACUGGUUCUAUCACACAGUGUGUAAACACACAACUGGUUCUGCCACACAGUGUGUAAACACACAACUGGUUCUGCCACACAGUGUGUAAACACACAACUGGUUCUGCCACACAGUGUGUAAACACACAACUGGUUCUGCCAGCAGCAAAUGGUUUAUUGAACAAGGAAGGUCAGUUAAUAACAAACUCUAAUUUACAAUGACAGCCUACCCCAGACAUAUUGUGCGCCUCCCUCUGAGACUCCCAAUCACAGCCAGAUGGGAUACAGCCUGGAUUUGAACCAGGGACUGUAAUGACAUCUCCUGCACUCAGAUGCAGUGCCUUAGACCGCUGGGCCACUCGGGAGCCUUUAAGGAAAAAACAAGCUGUCAAACAUUUAGUGAGUUACCUUUUGCUUGAGUGUAGAUGGAAUAGUCUAAAAUUAGUAAACUAUGCACAUCCGGGGAACCCGUAAUGCAUCCUGAUUGGCUGUAGCCGCUGAUAUCACUUUCGAUUUGACUCUAAAUUAUAAAGUUGACGUUCUAAAGCCUACAGUUCAAACCGAUUUGAUCAGAUUUGUAUAUGCCUAUAUCUUCUCAUUUAAAUUACAUUGUGAACUGGAUUAUUAUGCAACGAUAAACGAUAUAGUUUGUUAUUUUAGCGUGUGUGAAUGAAUAAAGUUUCGGAGCGCUCGACCGAACGACGUCGUUGACAGAAAUGAAGACGUAGAAUUCUCCAGUCGGCAAAUUCCGUUAAGCUGCACAAUUAUGGCAUCCAAUGAGGGUUCUCAACCGAAAAGGAGGAGGAAGAACAGCAUGGAGGAGCCCCCUUAUUUGUCAGGCGAUGCAGAGUUUAGAGUCCUUCUCUUUGGGAGAAGUGGCCGCAGUCAAUUUUCUCUGGCAAACUCCAUUCUGGGGACAGAUGUGUUCAAUGAUGAGCUCUGCCACAUUACAGAGAGUCAGAGACACAGGAGCGAGGCGUUCGGGAGAAAACUAGCUGUGGUCAACACUCCAAACCUCUCUGAGUACGAGGCAUCCCAGAAAGAGCUGAGAAGAGUGUUCAAGUUGUCUGUGUGUAUGUCCUCUCCUGGUCCCUACGUUGUUCUCUUUGCAUUCGACCUGAACAACAUCUCACCAAGUGCAGCAAGCAUCCUGGAACUCGUCACAAAGCAUUUUGGGGACAGCAUCUUGAACCACAUGAUGGUUGUGGUGUGUCAUGAAGAGGAGAAGGAGGAUUCAGCUCUUGAGGAGAAAGUCAAGACUAACAGAGACUUCAGGGAGCUCAUUGAGAAGUGUGGCCGAAGGUAUCACCUCUUCAAUGAGAGGAAGGCCCGGAGAGAUGAGAAGGUUUCCAGACAGCUCCUGGAGAAGAUGGACGACAUGGUGAGGGAAAACGGAUGCAGAUUCUACUCCAAUCACCAAUACCAGGAAGCAGAGGAGAGAAUCCAGAAAGAGGAGCGUUUCAUGAUGAAAGGGAGAAAGAAAGAGAUGCUGACAAAGAGGAAGGAGCUGGAGAGCAGGUACACAGGUGAAGGUCUUGAGAAGGAGCUGGAGAGCAGGUACACAGGUGAAGGUCUUGAAAAGGAGCUGCUGCAGUUUGAGACAAGGAUAAGAGUAGAGAACCGAGCGAAGGCUGAGAGGAAGAUCUCAGAGGUACUGGGAUUUACUCUCACAGCAGUUGACUAUGCUGCUGCAGUAGGUAAAGGGGCAGCUCUAGGGGCUUUAUGUGGAGCGGUCGUGGGGUUUGAGGGUAUGGUGGUGGGAGCCGCUGUAGGUGCCGUCGUCGGGGGGGGCAUAGGAGGUGCUGUCAGUGCGGCAUGGGGUUACCUCACAAACACUGCUGCACAAAUGAAUAGACGUUGAGACAAUGCUGCUUACAUCGAUGAGGCAUUGCACAGUUUAACAGAUUGUGUCAUUUUGAUGCCGUUCCUGCCCAGUUUAACACCACUGUGUAGAGGUCUGAGGCCAAUCAGUUCACUAAUGAAUCUUAUUAGUCAGUGAGAAAAUAUUCAGAGAUGUAUGUUUUGUAGAUAUUAGACGCUGUUGAUUUGUUUUUUUUUGGGGGCUGCUGAUCUGGUGAUGGUUUCUAGUUGGUUAUUUUAAACAGAUUCAUUGUUGAAAUACGUAAAUCAUGAAUAAAGGGAAGAUCCUCUAACAAUGGAAUAUUUAAACACGUUAUAAAUGUAACUAUGUAAGUUUCAUAAAUGGAUUUAGAAUCUAUAUUUAUAUUUAUUUCCUAUUUAAAAGUAUACAGAUGUAUUGGGAAUUCCAAAGACACCAAAAACAACAGUACAUUUAUAACGUGUUCCUAUUUAAAUAGAUUUAGAAUGUAUAUUUAUAUAUACAUCUGUAUACUUUUAUAUUUAUUUUUAUCUGUAUACUGUAUACUAAUUCCCAAUAAAUAUGUGUCCAUUUAAAUAGGAAAUAAAUAUAAAUAUAUAUUCUAAAUCCUUUUAUGAAACUUAUAUAGUUAUUUUUUAAUUUUAUAUUACUGCUGCUGUAUAUAUCUCUAUUUUGCCAAAUAAAUUCCUUCUUUUAAAAAUGAAAAUAAAUCCCAGUUUUGCUUCCCUGUGGUAUUUGUAUUGUGUUAAAGCACAUAUCUGAUCUUCCAUUGCAUACUGUACUGAAACAGUCUGACAGUUCAAUCAGGAGAGACCAGCCUGUCUCCCUGUAGGUUCUCUUGCUCUUUCAGCUUCAACUCUUCCAUCUCAAAGACAUUCCACUUCAUCUUUCCACCAGCCGUCCCUCCAGCACUCCUACACGGCUAAACUCCUUCACGGCUAAACUCCUACACGGCUAAACUCCUUCACGGCUAAACUCCUUCACGGCUAAACUCCUACACGGCUAAACUCCUUCACGGCUAAACUCCUUCACGGCUAAACUCCUACACGGCUAAACUCCUUCACGGCUAAACUCCUUCACGGCUAAACUCCUACACGGCUAAACUCCUUCACGGCUAAACUCCUUCACGGCUAAACU
This is a messenger RNA of Oncorhynchus tshawytscha (Chinook salmon), 3400 nucleotides long. Its product is annotated as GTPase IMAP family member 9. Lineage: Eukaryota; Metazoa; Chordata; Actinopteri; Salmoniformes; Salmonidae. Gene Ontology annotation, molecular function: GTP binding. The transcript has 4 exons. Bases 1190 to 2284 code for a protein of 364 amino acids. The record is from RefSeq and is a predicted model, not a curated record.